Ilyonectria robusta is the source of this 1584-nucleotide messenger RNA. RefSeq lists its product as uncharacterized. Gene Ontology annotation, biological process: proteolysis. The transcript has a single exon. Gene Ontology annotation, molecular function: zinc ion binding; metalloendopeptidase activity. The record is from RefSeq and is a predicted model, not a curated record. Bases 1 to 1584 code for a protein of 527 amino acids. Lineage: Eukaryota; Fungi; Ascomycota; Sordariomycetes; Hypocreales; Nectriaceae.
AUGUCCAAGAUGACUAUUUUCUUGCAGGCUGCUGCCUCCAUUCUAUUUUAUGGGCUCGUCGGUGCCCAGAACCACUCGGCACCUACCAACAGCUCCCUCACGUUUGUUAACCCGCCACGGAACCUUACUACCAUUGAGAUUUACGUUCAACCCAAUCCACUGUCGUCCAACGGAUCUGAGAACACGUUUGCUGUUCAAACUCAGCAAGUAUCUUAUUUUGUAAGAGAUGGAUACGCCGUGAUUGACGGCGACGUUCUCUUUGGCACAGAGGCCGACAUCGAGGCGGCAGCAGUUGACGCCCAAAGUACCAAGCGCGCUGCUUCUGUAUUCAAGUUGGCCAACGGAAGCAAAUGGCCAAAGGGCGAGAUUAAAUACAGAUGGGAGACGGCACCGAAUAACAAGGUCAGAUCAGACUGGGAGGGGGCCAUCAAGCUGUGGACGGACCGACUGCCCUUCCUCAAGUUCGAAGAGGUCGACAAAGGGAUGCCCAACAACAAAAUGGAGGUUGGCGUGGUCAACCUCCGAAUCCAGACUGGUGGAAAUGCUUGUUUCUCGCCAAUCGGCAUGUCCGCGACUGCCAAGGACAGUGUUAUUAUUCUAGACGACUGCGGCGUGCUCACGACGGCACACGAACUGGGACACACGCUGGGUCUAUAUCAUGAACAGCAACGGCCCGACAGAGACGACUAUAUUGAAAUCCACUGCGAAAACCUGAUUCCAGACCAACUUGGAGUAAAGGCAUUUUGUGGCGAUGGCGUUUGCCGUGGCUGGGGCUGUGCCUUUCGCAAACUGGGCGAGACCGAAGUCGACUGGUCUGGUCCGUAUGAUACGGAGAGCAUUAUGCACUAUGGCGAGUCCGACUUCAGCUACGACUGGUAUAAUGUCCCCGUUCUCGUGGGCAAGGGCAAUGUGAAGCUGCACCGUGGAUUCUCAGCCCAUCCUUCCCUCUUGGACGUCGGCCGUCUUUGCGACAUCUACGCGGAGGACUGUCGGGGCGUCUGCGGCGACGGUAUCCUGGCCCCUGCCAACGGAGAGGAGUGCGAUGACGGGAAUAACAUUGACGGCGACGGAUGCAGUGCCAAUUGCAAAAAGGAAUCGACGGGAGAAUACUGCGGAGACGGAAUUGUACAGUCUGGCGAGGAGUGUGAUGAUGGAAAUAAUGCUGACGGCGACGGAUGCAGUGCCACCUGCAAGAUCGAAGCUCAGUCUGGACACUGUGGCGAUGGCAUCAUUCAAGCGGACGAAGAGUGUGACGAAGGCGCCAAUAAUGGCAGUCCAACAUGCUCCUUGACGUGCAAGCGGCCAUCCAACUCCGCUUGCAGCACUUGCAAUCCGUCACCAGGAAACAAUCAAUGCCAUGUCACCACCAGUUGCAUCGCCGUGGCUAGCUCGUCGAACCACUACUGCGCUUGUGCUCCUGGAUACAGGGCUGGUGAUGCUGGCGAUCAGUUCAGACUGAACUGGCCAGGCCAGGAAGGGCGUGUGUUUGUGAGACCGGGCGUCGCUUGUAACCAGCUGUGCGAUGAAUGGACGUUGGGAAACGGUGGAUGCAAGGAGGUAGCUGUAAAAGAUGAGUGUUAUUGA